CCAUUCGAAAUAUUUGUUAUAGAAAAAAAUCCUUCCGUUUGUUCGCCCGCCACUAAGAAGCGAAUGGCUAGCUAGUGUACUUUUUAACCUGCAGUUUUGUAUGUAAUGAGGUAGUAAGCAUAUUUUUGGGAGGAAGGUGUGAAGUAAUCAUCCCUGAGCAUGACGGCAGUAAUUCACGAGUUACUAUCCUCCGUUAUGGGGGUGUUAGUUGAAAGUGUCGUGUCGGAGUUGAGCAAACAUCUCUCUGACUUCACAACUGUCUUAUCUGAGGAGUGGAAGCGCAACAAGGGGACUGCAAUGAACAAAAACAGACUUAAACAGGCGAAUCAAGCCAAAACUAAGGAGUUUGCUGAUUUCAUGGAGCUGCUGAGUAAAGCCACAGUAGAGACAAUGGUUAAACUGAUUCAUGAUCGCAUCUCAGCUCAAGUACUGGACGCUACAGCAAAGUCUCAGCUCUCAAAACAAGAUAAGCUAAAUGAGAGUCAAGCAGCCACAUCUGAGCCUGAAAAUAAUGUACCUCUCGAGCCUGAACAGAACACGGAUUAUGAAAUGGAACCAGAAAAUCAUGAAACAUCUGUACAAGCAGCAAAUGCGUACCAUCAGCUGUCAUCUGCACCCACUGAUAUUCUGGCAAGCAGUUUAAGUUUGAGUGAAAGCCAGCCUUCCACAAGCACAAACGUUGCUGCUGAGGAGAGACAGGAGCCAUUAAUUUGUGAGUCCUGUGGAGUAUCUUUCAAUGACAUGGCUCUGUUAAACAUUCACAAUGCUUUACACAAAGACAGACCUUUCAAUUGUUUGACAUGUGGGAAUACUUUCAAAAUGAUGAAAUGCUUGAUGAAACACCAGAGAUUUCACACGACUCCGGAUUUGAGUAUUGAGUUCGAAGCCACUCUGAAUGAAGAAGAAUUCAUUGUGCAGCUUGAAACCUGUGAUACUGUCAGUACAUCCCUGGAAACACUAGAGGUCACUACACAAGAAAUUCUCCAAAGUAACUUGGACAACGAAGACGUAUCUUGUGCUGUUUUGGAAAGCAGUCAGUAUGCAACCGAAUCAUUUGUGCAUGGUUUAAAUAUUACCAUCGAAAACGCAGACAACCAGCCCAACACCACUCCUAACACGAAUAUGAUAAAGCAGUCGAAUGACGGUUUGUUCCGAUGCAAAACAUGCGGGAAAUGUUUUGAACUGAGGUGGAAGUUCAUUAACCACGUUCGGGCUCAUGUGAAACAUUACAAAUGUUCACAUUGCGAUAAGCGCUUUACUAUGAGAAGCUGCCUCAUCAGACACGCAGCGAUGCACACUGGAGCUCAGCUAUUCAAAUGCGAUAUAUGUUCCAAGUCUUUUGUAUUUCAGGCCUCCCUGGAAAAGCACAAGCGUCUUCAUACGGCAGAAAAGACGGUUACUUGUCCAAACUGUCAGAAGGUUUUUCCCGGCAAGCGUUCAUUCGGCAGACACAGAUGCAAAGCAGUCGAAACGCUCUACAACUGUCCCGUAUGCGACAAGCAGUUCAAAAUUAAACAAAACAUGCUUGACCAUCAAACACUGCACACCGGCGAGAAGCCCUACUGUUGCGAGAUAUGUGGCGCUUUUUAUAGCUGCGAGCGAUAUUUGAAAAAUCACCAGAAGAGUCACAUCGAGAAAACCUACGACUAUCCGUGCGAACUCUGCGACAAGCGGUUCAGCGCUCGCAAACAUUUGCAAGCGCAUAUGCUCGUGCACACGAGGGAAAAGCGAUACGCUUGCGACGUAUGCGAUAAGAAGUUCGCCACCUCUGGAAACCUCAACAGACACAAAGCCGGUCACACGGGAGUGAAGCUGUACGGCUGUCCGAUAUGUUUGAAAAGGUACACCACAGCGUACGCCCUGAAGAUGCACAUGCACAAACACACUUCAAGCAAACCGUUUCUUUGCGACAUUUGCGGUAAGGGAUUUACCAGUUCAGACUACAUGAAAAGGCACAAGCGAAUCAUUCACGCAGGAAGAAGGGAUUGUGUGUGUUCGAUCUGUAAUAAGGCCUUCAUAUUCCCCAGUUCUCUUAAUCAGCACAUGCUUGUACAUACAGGAGAGAAGCAUCACGAGCGACUGGUCAGUCCUUUGUUAAAGAAGUUCAGUUGCGAUCAUUGUCAAAAGAAGUUCUACUCACAAGCCGCCCUUACAGUACACCAGAGGGUUCACACGAAGGAAAAGCCGUAUAGUUGUGAGGUUUGUGGAAAGAGGUUUGGGUAUUCUAGCAGUAUUCAGAUGCACAUGAGAAUCCAUACGGGGGAGAGACCUUUUGGUUGUGAUGUUUGUGGUAAGACGUUCAAUCAAGCUGUGCAUCUGAGGACCCAUCAGCGAGUGCACACCGGUCUGAAAUCGUUCAGUUGUGAGAGCUGUGGGAAGAAGUUUGUGGAUCAUAGAAAUCUUAAACAACAUAAAUGUAAAUACACCAUGUAAAUUCUUACAUAUUUGCAAGACCAAAGGUUACACUGCAUCUUUUUUUUUCAGGGCCGUUUGAAAUUGUUUCGGUAAUACAUAGCAUUAUGUUUAUAGCUAAUGAUCUGUAGUCUUAUUUGGCAAGCUGAAUGAAAUAAGAGUGUAUGCUUCUGUAUUUUUAAUUGUGUAAACAAUUAUAUUUUCAAACCAAGACUGGGAAUCAAUGCUUGUGUGUGACGGCAAUAAAAACAUUGUGAAGAACCACUUCUGUCAUUUUUCCCCAUGAAAUAUAUCAGUAAAUUAUUUUCAUUGAAUUGUAAAUAGUCAUAUUUAAAAAGUAUUUUUUGGUGUCUGUGAUGUCCCAGAAUCAUGUGCGUGCUUUACAGACUGGU
This is a messenger RNA of Onychostoma macrolepis, 2804 nucleotides long. RefSeq names its product zinc finger protein 345. Gene Ontology annotation, molecular function: DNA-binding transcription factor activity, RNA polymerase II-specific; RNA polymerase II cis-regulatory region sequence-specific DNA binding. The coding region runs from base 160 to 2433 and encodes 757 amino acids. Gene Ontology annotation, biological process: regulation of transcription by RNA polymerase II. NCBI's taxonomy places the organism in Eukaryota, Metazoa, Chordata, Actinopteri, Cypriniformes, Cyprinidae. The record is from RefSeq and is a predicted model, not a curated record. The transcript is spliced from 4 exons.